[Torrubiella] hemipterigena is the source of this 1541-nucleotide messenger RNA. NCBI's taxonomy places the organism in Eukaryota, Fungi, Ascomycota, Sordariomycetes, Hypocreales, Clavicipitaceae. The record is from the annotation of a GenBank genome assembly.
GGCCAAAUUCCUCCGAUCGCCCGGCCCGGCAGCCCCGCUCGCUUCCUCACAUGCCAAUUCCAUCAACUGUUUCUGUUAUUUUGUUGAGUUAGUCAUGGCCCUUGUAAAGAGUAAGAUUUGUAUAAAGUAGAUGGCUACUGCAUUUAUAAUCCCUUGGACAUGACUGGCUCCCAACCCUGGCCACAGCAACAACACACACUUCAUCUAUUCCCUGGGUAAACCAGCAUCGCCAUCAUGGCUACGUCUACAAAAACACGGCAGCGCAAACAAAAUGGUCAUGCUGCUUCUCUUACAGCCACCAAACAAACCAUCACAAAAUCACCAAAACCUUCAGCCCCCAAAGCCACGGAAGGCCGGCUCUGGAACAAGCUGCUCGGCAUCCUCAUCGCCGUCAUCGUCCUUCUCUAUGCACCCAUCUCAGCCACCUACUUCCUCGUCGGCCCGCAGAUUGGCCAUGUCGGCGACAAGUACUACUACAAACCGCUUAUUUCAUGGAACUUUGCGUACGGCAACGGGUCCGGCCACCCAGGCUACCCCGGCAGCAACUACGAGGCUCUGAAGCGCAAUGCGUCCGCCAUGAUGCCGCACUCGGUCCUGGGCACCGUCGCCAUUGUGCUUGGCCUGAUUCAGUUCCUACCAGUCUUCCAGUUCCGGUACCCAGCUAUCCAUCGCAACUUGGGCCGCCUCUACGGACUCUGUGCCAUGGUCAUUUCGUGGUCCAGCGCCUCAUUUCUGCGCGACACCAUUCCGAAAAAGGACGUCUUUUCUGGCGACGUCUUUGCCCUCAUUCUGUCUCUGCUCUCGUUUGGCAAUCUUGUCACCAUGGGCUUGGCUGUUGCCAUGGCCUGGAGUGGCGACAUCGGGUCCCAUCGCGAGUUCAUGGCGCUUAAUUACUCGUUGAUGUUAUCGGCGCCACUGCUGCGUGUUGCGUGGCUAAUUCUAGGCAUUACCUGGGGCGAGACAAAGUACAUUAUCAAUUUGUAUUCGUCGUAUUUUGCUGGCCCGUUUCUACUUACGGCGCCCAUGUUUUAUCUGCGUAGGCACUAUAAGCGGCAGGCGAAUAAGACACUAAUGAACAUCAAGUUGCAUCUGGGCAUUACUGCUGCGUCUGCGGCUAGUCUUGUCUAUGUGAUUCCGCUCAUGGCCAAGCCCGAGAUGUGGGCAUACCGAAGGACGGAGUACUUUUGGUUUACGAUCCCGCAGUUUGUAUUCCAGGCUGUGGCAUUUACCUGGCUGGCUGCUGCGUCUAUGCAAAGGGGCGAUGACAAGGCCAACACGGCAUGGAGGACGUAUCAGAACGGGCUGAUUAGUGCGCCCAUCUUUGCGGCGCCAAUGUACCACUUCUUGCGGUAUGUGUAUAACUGCCCAGAUGAAAUGAUGGGACUGGGAGUAACUGUCGGCGCUUGGACAACUGGGCUAGUUACCUCGUUUGUGAUCUAUGUGCUGGCCACGUCCAAGUUUGUCAAUAAGCCGGCCGCUGGAAAGGGUUUGAAAUGAUAGAAUUUGAUAGAUACCCGAUUGUCGUUUUCGGAAAUGUACAG